AUUAUUAAGUGAAAGAAGAAUUGGAUCAUAGGAAGUCAUGAAUAUGAUAUUCAUGGCUUCACAAUAAUGAGAAAAACCCGAUUGCAAAAUCCUCACAAAAUCUUUUCCUCAAAUAAAAUUUCUCAUCUUCUCCAUUUCAACACAGCUCGAAUUCAGCAGGAAAGGACAAAAACGAUUUUUCACACACUAAAAAAUGCACGCGAAGACGCAUUCGGAAGUGGGCAGCCUGGCGCCGUCGUCGCCGGACCGCAACCGGCCAGCGUACUACGUGCAGAGCCCGUCGCACGACGGCGAGAAGACGACGGCGUCGGUCACUUCAACCCCGAUCCUGAGCAGCCCCGUGGGGUCCCCGCGCCACUCCCGAGAGUCCUCCACCUCGGCCCCGCUCAAGCCCGGGUCCUGCUCGAGGAAGGUCUCCUCCGGAUCGGAGAGGAGGGACGACGGAUUCACGAAUUGGGAAUUCGAUUUGAUGGAAGAUGAAGAAGAUGGGGAGCCGCCUGAUCAAUUGCCCCCUCCCUGCUUUUUUUUCGCUUUUUUUGUUGUGGUUUUCUUAUUAUUUUCUUUGAUUUUGUGGGGCCUCAGUAAACACCAGAAGCCCAACAUCACUAUGCAGAGCAUCAAAUUUGAGAGGUUUACAGUUCAAGCCGGGUCCGACAGCAGCGGUGUUUCAACCGACAUGAUCUCCCUCAACUCCACAUUGAACUUCAAAUACAGAAACACAGCUACAUUUUUUGGUGUUCAUGUCUCAUCCACCCCUGUUUCUCUCUCCUAUUCACAGCUCAAUAUCGCCUUCGGUGUUCUUCAAGAAUUCUACAAGAAGAGGAAGCAAGAAAAGAAUGUGAGUGUGGUGGUGAGCGGCGACAACAUUCCCAUGUAUGGAAACGGGGCGAGCCUCACCACCCCGACGGGGAUGUCGGAGUUUCCGGUGACGCUCAAGUUGGAGGUCUCGGUUGGAUCAAGAGCUCAUGUUUUGGGGAAGCUGGUGAAGCAGAGAUUCUACAACAAGGUUGAGUGCUUCCUCGACUUUGCAAUCACCAAGAUCGAUCUUCCCAUCUCUCUCAACAAUUGCACCUAUCAUCGAUCAUAGUAGCGUUUUGUAUACGUUGGUGUUGAUGAUGAAUCAUACCAAUAUGUGAUGCUGGUUUUGCAGAAAUUGAUUAGCAGCAGCACCAAAACUGUUGGAGAGUCAUUCGUUCACUUUGUUCAUGUUUCACUAUCGCAGUAUAUAAAAUCUACUCAUCUCAAAAUCAUUAGGUUCGAAUCUAUAAUGACCCUGUUUUUUUUAUAUAUAUAUAUAUAUCUUAAAAAACAAUUUUAGUGGUUUCUC
Molecule: messenger RNA, 1327 nt
Organism: Salvia miltiorrhiza (redroot sage)
Lineage: Eukaryota; Viridiplantae; Streptophyta; Magnoliopsida; Lamiales; Lamiaceae
Exons: 3
Coding region: 194-1087 (297 amino acids)
Source: RefSeq, a predicted model, not a curated record